AAACUAAACUAAUUAAUAUAUAUUUUCCCUUGUUAUGCAGUAUGUAGUGGUGCCUACGCGUCGCUCCACAGCGGAGGCCUUCCAAAUACUCAUCUCACACGCCCUGGGCGAUGCGGGCAGUCCCUAUCUGGUGGGAGCGAUGUCGGAGGUGAUCAUGAAGCAUCUGCGCAACCAUCCGGGCGCUUCGGGCUUGACAAAUGAACUGCAAAGCAUGUCUCAGGUGCUGGAGUCGCAACUCCUCAAUGCCACGGAUGUGGCCACAAAAGUGGCCUCGGAGGCUAUCCAUUCGUUCCAAACGAAUUUAACAAAAUCAGCUGAACAGCUGGAAGGACAGUUUACGGAAAUCGAGCAGUUUGAGGGCCUUCAAUACGCGCUGUUCUCCACCAGCUUUGUGGAGGUGCUGGGCGGCAUCUUCUUCCUGUUCACCGCCUGCUUCAUACUCAAGGACAAAUACAAGGCCGCGCGAAGUGUAGCUGGCGAUAAGAGACUGACGUCAGUGGCCGCGAAAGACGUUGAAUCUGUCAAUUCGGAAUGUUUCGUCCUGUGCACGGACAUUGCCCUGCGAGAACGCGCGUGAUAAGUUUAGGCGCUCUCAAAAGAUAACUAUUUUGGCCUCAGAUCCCGCAAGAUGCUCAGGAACAGCACCAGCAGCGGGGCAACCAGAUUGCCUAAUACCAGCCUAUACUUGAGGUUAUGCUGCGCACUCAGAGCACUGAUGGCAUUUUGGGUGAACUCAUACUGACUGAAAAUCAUCUUUAAUUUAAUCUCCACACACACACACA
Drosophila obscura is the source of this 782-nucleotide messenger RNA. Its product is annotated as protein spinster-like. Bases 35 to 577 code for a protein of 180 amino acids. The record is from RefSeq and is a predicted model, not a curated record. Lineage: Eukaryota; Metazoa; Arthropoda; Insecta; Diptera; Drosophilidae. Gene Ontology annotation, cellular component: membrane. The transcript is spliced from 5 exons. Gene Ontology annotation, molecular function: transporter activity.